Thermothielavioides terrestris NRRL 8126 is the source of this 279-nucleotide messenger RNA. RefSeq lists its product as uncharacterized. The transcript is spliced from 2 exons. Lineage: Eukaryota; Fungi; Ascomycota; Sordariomycetes; Sordariales; Chaetomiaceae. The record is from RefSeq and is a predicted model, not a curated record. Bases 1 to 279 code for a protein of 92 amino acids.
AUGCACGACGGUAGACUCCAGCGGCGAUAUUCUGCCUCGCCCUCGCCCACGCUCAUACCAACUGCCUGCAAGGCCCGCGGCGUUACGCGAGGCGGUGCCACGAUUCCGCGCAUGUGGGCAGCGAAGGUGUGGGAGGCAAGCCCGGGCAACCUGGAUGUCACCCUCCAUGCCAGAUCCGGGGACUCGGUUGGCGGCAGACGCCUAAGCGCUGCCGCCGAACCGCGCUCUAACCCACGGCCAGUUGGUUGGGACUCGAGCACCGGCGGUAUCUUGCCAUGA